GAUCAGAUCAGGUCAGGUCAGGUGGAACCACCCACUCAGCCCCGCCCGGUUCCGCACCAAUCCAAGCCACCCCAAAACCCCAGGAAGAAACCCGGCGAGGAUCCUCACUUCCCUUCCCACCCCCAACCCCUAGGCCCUAGCCCCCUCGCCGGCGACCAUGCCCGCCGCCGCCGCCUCUGCUGCGGUCACGGCGUCCUACACCAACUACAUCCCCGACUCCGUCAAGACCUUCGUCUCCGACCUCUACCGCUACAUCCGCGACGGCGACGCGAGCGGGACCCUCGCGCUGUACGACGAGACCUUCCACCGCCUCUGCGCCGGCCCCUACCGCGCCGCCCCGUGGCCGCCCGCCGAGGCCGUCGCGGCCUGCUGCGACAACGACCAGUUCUUCCUCAUCCUCUACCGCGAGCUCACGUUCCGCCACGCCCACGCGCGCCUCCCGGGCCUCCUCACCCUCAAGCACCGCGCCGACUCCUGGGACAACUACUGCUCCCUCUUCGCCGUCGUCCUCCAGGGCGUCGUCGACGCGCAGUUGCCCGACAAGUGGCUCUGGGACAUGGUCGACGAGUUCGUCUACCAGUUCCAGAGGUUCUGCCAGUACCGCGCCAAGCUCAAGGACAAGUCCCAGGACCAGAUCAACCUACUCAAGCGCUUCGACCAGGCAUGGGAUGUGUAUGGGGUUCUCAAUUACUUGAAGGCACUGGUGGAGAAGUCGAUGAUCAGAGAGAUCUUGGAGAGGGAAAAGGAGGGACUUGAGCACUCCACGAUGCAGAACGACAACGAUGGUGGGAGCAAUGUGUUGAAGAUGCUGGGGUAUUACAGCAUGAUUGGGCUGCUCAGGGUGCAUUGCCUGAUAGGGGAUUACUCUACUGGGCUCAAGUGCUUGUCGCCUAUAGAUAUUAACCAGCAGGGUGUCUACACCACUGUGAUUGAGAGCUGCAUUUCCACUAUCUACCACUAUGGUUUUGCCAACAUCAUGAUGCACAGGUAUUCUGACGCGAUAUAUCAGUUCAACAGAAUUCUGCUGUAUAUGCUAAAGUAUAAGGAAUACCACCAGAAGUCUCCGCAAUAUGACCUGCUACUGAAGAAGAAUGAGCAGAUGUAUGCACUUUUAGCGAUCUGCCUCUCAUUGUGCCCACAGACCAAUCUAAUAGAUGAAAAUGUUAGUAUUGAGCUGAAGGGAAAGUAUGGUACCCAAAUGACAAAGAUGCUUAGAUGUGAUGGGGAGAAAUAUUAUGAUGAACUCUUUUCCUUUGCCUGCCCCAAGUUCAUUGAUGCAUCGCCCUCAGUUUUCUACAACCAGGAUACAUAUCGUCUUCAAUUGAAGCUGUUUCUUGCUGAAGUGAAGCAACAACAGUUACUUCUUGGUGUCAGAAGCUUUCUAAAGUUGUUUUCAGUGAUAACCAUUGGUAAACUCGCCCAUCACAUGGGAUCGAAUGAGACCAGUGUAAGGGAAAUCCUUAUGGCGUACGCACACAAAACACAUGCAGUUGACAAUGAUGGACAUAUCAUAUCCAAUGCAGACUUUGACUUCUAUAUUGACGAGGACACAAUUCAUGCUACUGAACCCAAGUCAAUCAAGCACCACAAUGAUUACUUUUUGAAGCAUAUUUUGAAGUUUGAGGAAGUGAUUGGCGAGUUGGCUCAAUUACAAAGUUACUGAGCCUGCAAUUUCCACGGAUGAAGAAGCCUGCCUGUUCUUUUUACGACGAGAUGCACUGCUGUUGGCUAAGGCUAGUACAGAUGAUUUUGAUGUUGCCUUGAGCUGUCCUUUUUGACUGCGCUGCCGUGAACGGAAUCCUCACCAACUAGAAGGUUCUGGAUUAAUUAACGAUGCUAACUCUUUCAGCCAUAUGUGACGACGGCACGUUCUGCUCAUUAACAUUGUUUCUGUGUCACAGAAUUGGCACAUCCAAAUGGUUCUGAUGUUUUUUCUUUGCGGGUACAAAUGGUUCUGAUGUCUAUGUGUCACGGAAUUGUCUUUUUUUAUGGGGUCACCGUAUUGUCACGUGUGGAUAGUUCUGAUGUUCAUCUAAAGAAAUGGUUCCACUCUCUGCUUUC
Messenger RNA from Lolium perenne, 2061 nucleotides. RefSeq lists its product as uncharacterized. Gene Ontology annotation, biological process: translational initiation. Gene Ontology annotation, cellular component: cytoplasm; eukaryotic translation initiation factor 3 complex. Gene Ontology annotation, molecular function: translation initiation factor activity. Lineage: Eukaryota; Viridiplantae; Streptophyta; Magnoliopsida; Poales; Poaceae. The record is from RefSeq and is a predicted model, not a curated record.